GCUGAUUUUGCCACACAGACCUGGCAACCCUGGCGUUCAGCAGUUGGAGAGAUUUACAGGGAGCAGAGAUCAACUCGACGACACGGGGUUGUGUGUUAUCCAUCUGCAGAGCGACGUGGAGUUUACUUCGGUUGGCAAUAAAAAAAAAUCGACGCCAGCUUGUAAUGGCAACGCGCUGGGGGAUAUGCAGUGCCGGUAAAAUUAGUCACGACUUCUCGGUUGCUUUGCGGACCCUGAGUCCCGGGGACCACGAGAUAGUGGCUGUCGCAGCCAGGAACCUGCAGCAUGCUGAAGAAUUUGCCAAAAAGCACAACAUCCCUAGAUCAUAUGGAAGUUAUGAUGAGUUGGCAAAAGAUGCAGACGUUGAUGUGGUAUAUGUUGGCACCAUCCAUCCUUUCCACCUGAGUACUGGCAGGCUCUUCAUGAAGUCUAAAAAGAAUGUGCUGAUUGAGAAGCCCCUGGCCAUGAAUUCAAGGGAGGUGCAGGAACUCAUCACUGCAGCCCGAGACAACAGUGUCUUUCUCAUGGAGGCAAUUUGGACACGUUUUUUUCCUGCAUCCCUGGAGGUGAGGAGACUGCUGCAACAGGGGGAGGUAGGUGAUGUUCAGAUGGUGAGGGCUGAUCUGGGGGCUCCGCUCAGUCACAUCCCCCGCCUGGCCGAGAGGAAGCUAGGAGGGGGGGCACUGCUGGACCUGGGCAUCUACUGUCUGCAGUUUGUCUUCAUGUGCUUUAAUGGCGAGAGGCCCGAGUCCAUCCAAGCCACGGGGCAUUGCAUAGACACAGGUGUUGAUGGAACUGCAGUUUUGGUCCUGAAGUUCGCAGGGAACAGACUAGCCAUCUGCACUUGUUCCAUCACCAUGAUGCUGACCUGCGAUGCGGUUAUCACUGGGACCAAAGGCACCAUAAAGGUGCCCCGCCAUAUGUGGUGUCCUACAACGUUGGAGGUAAAUGGGAAGGAAAUGCAAUUUCCCCUGCCGGAGACGGGCAUGCCACUUAACUUCACCAACAGUACAGGUCUACGAUAUGAGGCUGAUGAGGUCCGCCGCUGUCUGCUGAAAGGACUAAAGGAGAGUCCGGGGAUGCCAUGGGCUCACUCCAGCCUAUUAGCAGAGGUUAUAGAUGAGGCGAGAAGACAACUGGGGGUGACAUAUGACCAGGACAGCAUUCAGUGAUGUGUUCUAAGUGACAACUAGUGAGCAGACCUUUACCUCAUCAUGCAGAAUGAUGAAAUGUUUCCUACUGAGUUCAACCAUCAUUCAUUGUUUUUUUUUUUUUUAUGUGCUUUCCUACUGUGACAUGUCAAAGUAUCUUCUUUGAUAAUAGUCUGUUACAGUCUUAAUAGCAACCUCUUUCCCUUAUUGUUUUGAUUUUUGUUUUUUUCAGUUUCAUUUUGAACAAAUUUCAGUGACUCCAUUGUCUUCUCAUUAGGCAAAUAAACUCAAGUGAA
Messenger RNA from Xiphias gladius (swordfish), 1447 nucleotides. Its product is annotated as trans-1,2-dihydrobenzene-1,2-diol dehydrogenase-like. Gene Ontology annotation, molecular function: nucleotide binding. The record is from RefSeq and is a predicted model, not a curated record. The transcript is spliced from 7 exons. NCBI's taxonomy places the organism in Eukaryota, Metazoa, Chordata, Actinopteri, Istiophoriformes, Xiphiidae. Bases 165 to 1172 code for a protein of 335 amino acids.